AUGGCUACCAUUCAUAAUGUUGUCAUUGCCGGAGCCACCGGAAACGUGGGUGCUCCCAUACUCAAGGCACUCCUGGACAGCAAGCGCUUCAACAUCACUAUUUUAACUCGCAACACGUCCGACACUCAGCUCCCGGACUCGGUCACCGUCAUCCGUGUGGAUUACUCCUCCGUGGCCGACCUCACAGCUGCACUGACUGGCCGGGAUGCCAUUGUCUCGGCUCUAACUAGCCACGAUAUGAACGCACAAGCCUCUCUUCUUGAUGCUGCUGUCGCAGCAGGUGUGAAGCGAUUCAUCCCUUCUGAAUUUUCUGGCAAUUGGGAAAAUCCAAAAGCGAUCACGUUGCCCGUUUACAAAACGCUUCAUGACUUCCACAAGCUCAUUCAGCAGAAGGCUCGCGAGAACCCGACCAUGACCUACACCGCCGUCCGCAAUGGUCCGUUCUUUGACUGGGCCCUCGCCCAUGGGUUCUUUUUGAACUUGAAGGGAGACACAAGCCGGAUAUUCGAUGGUGGCAACCAGCCCUUCACAGGCACGACCUUGGCUUCUGUUGGUCAGGCCGUUGUUGGGAUCUUGACUCACCCGGAAGAAACAAAGAACCGUGCCGUUUUCAUCAAGGAUGUUGAGACCUCCCAGAAUAGAUUGUUGGAUAUUGCCAAGAAAAUUGCGCCAGGGCGCGAAUGGAACACCGAGGACGUGAACACUGCUGACGUGGCAGCUUAUUCGCGCGAGCAAUUUGCUUCUGGAAACAUCGAUCAGCACGCCGCACUGGGGUUCUUUGCUCGGGCCAUCUUUGGAGAAGGAUACGGAGGAGCGCUAGAUGGACGGGACAACGAAUUACUUGGGGUCAAAGUCACGACUGAUGCAGGGGUAGAAGCGAUUCUGAAGGAAGUUCUCUCUGGUAGCUCCUAG
Molecule: messenger RNA, 912 nt
Organism: Penicillium chermesinum
Lineage: Eukaryota; Fungi; Ascomycota; Eurotiomycetes; Eurotiales; Aspergillaceae
Product: aromatic alcohol reductase
Exons: 2
Coding region: 1-912 (303 amino acids)
Molecular function (GO): oxidoreductase activity
Source: RefSeq, a predicted model, not a curated record